AUGAAGGAGCUACAGAAGGUCGCUCCGCCCGACCUUCUCAAGGCCGCGUUCAUGCUGAUCGCGGCCUUUCCCAUCGCCGGUGUUUUCCGGCUUCUCCCAGCGUCCGCAGUCACUGCGCGGCAUCUGUUCUCCAUCCUGAUAUCUGGAAGUCUAUUUAUCACUCUCUUCGAUCUGUCUGGAUAUCUGCAACUCCUGGGUGCGUCGCUAGUGGUUUACUUCGCCACUCUUUACGGCCGAAGCAGUAAAUGGACACCAGUCCUUAUUCUCAUUGGCACGAUGCUCCAACUCAGUGUUAACCACAUUCUGGGCCAAAUCAUUCAUCAGACAAACGUCAGCUUCGACCAUACGUCGCCGAUGAUGGUUCUAGUCAUUAAGCUGACAUCAUUCGCAUGGGCGGCUCACGACGGGACAAAGCCUGACGAAGAGCUUUCCGAAGAUCAAAAAAAGUUCGUCAUACGGCGAAUGCCAGGCCUCAUAGAAUAUCUCGGUUAUGUCUUCUUCUUUGGCGGUUUCUUGGUCGGACCCGCCUUCGAGUUGGCUGACUACCGGAGAUUUGCCGAAAAUCAGGUGACUUCAAUACUCUGCGGACUUCAGAGACUUAUCAGGGCGCUGACUGAACAUCCACCUAGCUCCCGCAAUAAUACAAUCAAGUGCAUAGCAUCGGCUCUGGCAUGUUUGGCUGUUUACCUGGUCCUGGGGAAAGAUUUGUCGUAUUACCAUGCCAUUACGCCAAAGUUUCACCAAAAGUCGUGGGUUUACAGGGCUCUAUUCAUUCAGGGGUGCGGAUUCGUCGCCCGUACCAAAUAUUACGCAGCAUGGAAAAUGGCCGAAGCAUGCUGCAUUCUCGCUGGGCUGGGCUACAACGGAACAGAUCCCAAAACCGGAAAGCCAUUGUGGAACCGCGUACAGAACAUCUCUAUCCGCAGCCUCGAAACCGCCCUCAACCCGAAAGGCGCCAUAGACAACUGGAACAGCAACACCGGGCUGUGGCUUCGACGAUCCAUCUACACCCGCGUGAUAUCGUCUGGGGUCAAAUCUGCCUCGAUCGCCGCGGUGAUCACAUACGCUACCAGCGCGUUCUGGCAUGGUUUUAGGCCAGGGUUCUACCUCACAUUCUUGACGGGAAGCUUCCUCAACAUUGGCGCAAGGACUAUGCGGCGUAAUGUCCGGCCUCUGUUUUUGGGACAAAGCAAGCUGGCGCCUUACAAACCGGUGUACGAUGUUCUCGGGUGGGCCGUCACGCUGUUUUCGGUGAACUACAUGGCCGCCCCGUUCAUCCUGCAUUCCGUGGCCAACUCACUCGAGUUGUGGGGAACGUUGAACUACAGUGUCCACAUUGCACUUAUUUUAGUAGAAGUCGGCUUCAAGUUCUUUGGACUCUCCACAGUCCUUCGAAGAUUCGGGCAGAGCAUCGGCGCCUCAUACCCCGAACCUCGCUCGAAAGCCACAACGGAAGGAAAGGACAGCAUAGCGGAGUCAACGGGAAAAGCAACGGCCGUAAAGACUUCUCCGUCGUCGUCGUCAAAACCGGUCAAACGCCGCGGCGUGGACGAUAUAGUAGAUAUGGAUCUGUUGGCAGAUAUUGUAGAUGGCACCACAGUCAACGCCCUCCCCUUAGACAGCUGA
Fimicolochytrium jonesii is the source of this 1626-nucleotide messenger RNA. RefSeq names its product MBOAT, membrane-bound O-acyltransferase family-domain-containing protein. The transcript is spliced from 4 exons. The coding region runs from base 1 to 1626 and encodes 541 amino acids. Gene Ontology annotation, biological process: lipid modification; glycerophospholipid biosynthetic process. Gene Ontology annotation, cellular component: endoplasmic reticulum; membrane. Gene Ontology annotation, molecular function: 1-acylglycerol-3-phosphate O-acyltransferase activity; 1-acylglycerophosphocholine O-acyltransferase activity. The record is from RefSeq and is a predicted model, not a curated record. Lineage: Eukaryota; Fungi; Chytridiomycota; Chytridiomycetes; Spizellomycetales; Powellomycetaceae.